AUGAAGUUGACUCGAAUUUUUUUCAUCCCAACAGAUCGACUGAAGGUCAGAUUAAAGAACACUAAGACCAAUUGGAAGCCGAUUCCAAUAUGGAUCGGGGCCUCAUUACUAGGACUGAUAACUUAUCUGAAGAAAAUUGGUGAUCGAUCUGGAUCAGAAGGAGAAGGAAGCACUCGGAAAGCUGACUCGACCACGAUCACUCCCGUAAAAAUCGAAGGUCCUUGGCAGGUUCAUGUCCUCGGCGCUCUCCCCUUAAGAACUAUCUCCAGACUCUACGGUUUACUCAACAGUUAUACCUUGCCGAUUUGGUUCAGAGUCCCUGGCUAUAAACUUUAUUCUUGGAUCUUUGGAGUGAAUUUAGAAGAAGCAGAAAUAGAAGACUUGAAACAGUACAAAUCAUUAAAUGAUUUCUUUAUGAGGAAGUUGAAGAAGGAGUGUAGACCAAUCGAUCCGCAUGCUAUUCUUACCUCUCCCUCUGAUGGAAAAAUCAUCAAUUUCGGGACGAUCGAAGGGAGGAGAGUUGGAUCCGUCAAAGGAUUAUCGGCAAGCAUAUUUCACACUCUCCACUUCUUUUGUUUUCAGAAGAAGUUGAAUGAGAGCGAGGGCAAGAAACGGUCAUCAGAGGAGAGCCAAGUCUCGAACAGCCGAUUUGCAAACAUCAACGACAUUUCGUAUUCAGUAGAUGAACUGAUGGGCGGUUCUGAGAACACGCAACACGACCAGGACCCGACAGAGAGCUCGGUGGCUUCCCAGCCAGUCAGCCCCGGAGCCGGCCUCGCAUCCUCUGUCAAAGUUCAUACCGAUAUCGUCAGGGGUGAGCUCGAAACUCUGCCCAGCUCCGGCAAUCGGAUGUUCUUCUUCGUCGUCUAUCUCGCCCCAGGCGAUUAUCAUCGCUUCCAUUCUCCCGCCGACUGGAAGGUCGAACGUCGUCGUCAUUUUGCUGGAGAGCUGUUUUCAGUCUCACCAUGGAUGGCGGGGAAGCUAGCGGAUCUAUUUGUACUGAACGAGAGAGUGGCCCUAUUAGGACGAUGGCGGCACGGGUUUUUCUCGAUGACGCCGGUAGGCGCGACGAAUGUGGGCUCGAUCCUGAUCAACUUCGAUCGAGAGUUGCGGACGAACCGGGUGGAUAAACGGUGUCAUGAGGAGAUGGUCUAUGGGACUAAUAACGCGAUCUUCGACGGCCAGGUCCUCGCUAAGGGAACCGAGGUCGGCGCCUUCUCGCUCGGUAGCACUAUCGUCCUCGUCUUCGAGGCCCCCGAACAGUUUCAGUUCUCCGUCAAAAAGGGCGAACCCGUCCGCGUCGGCCAGGCUAUCGGCAACAUCUAG
Messenger RNA from Puccinia graminis f. sp. tritici CRL 75-36-700-3, 1326 nucleotides. RefSeq lists its product as uncharacterized. NCBI's taxonomy places the organism in Eukaryota, Fungi, Basidiomycota, Pucciniomycetes, Pucciniales, Pucciniaceae. The coding region runs from base 1 to 1326 and encodes 441 amino acids. Gene Ontology annotation, cellular component: mitochondrion. Gene Ontology annotation, biological process: phosphatidylethanolamine biosynthetic process. The transcript has 4 exons. The record is from RefSeq and is a predicted model, not a curated record. Gene Ontology annotation, molecular function: phosphatidylserine decarboxylase activity.